Molecule: messenger RNA, 365 nt
Organism: Staurois parvus
Lineage: Eukaryota; Metazoa; Chordata; Amphibia; Anura; Ranidae
Source: the annotation of a GenBank genome assembly
CUGUCAUCUGUGCCCCAUAGCCAAAAAGGAAGUGAGAGGAAGUCCCUGCAAAUUAAGGAAAUUCCUUGGGGGCCCCCAGAUCACCAGAACAAGUGUCCCCAUAUGAAGAUUUCCCCUUUAUUACUUUUCCGGGGACAAACCAAAAUUUGGGAUUUUCUUCUACUUUCAUUUUCAAUUAUAAUGGUUAACAGGCUACUGUCAUCCUGUUCCGGGCAAGAGGGGAUCAUGGGGCCCCUGUGUCUUUGCCCAAACUCAAAAAAGCCUAUGAAAAAGGUACCAGGGGCAUCUCAUGGGGCCCCUUACUGACCCCGGGCCCUCGGGCAGUGCCUGAGUUUCCAAAUGGUCAGUCCGCCCCUGCUUUGCAC